This is a messenger RNA of Eutrema salsugineum, 1561 nucleotides long. Its product is annotated as GDSL esterase/lipase At1g54790. Gene Ontology annotation, molecular function: hydrolase activity, acting on ester bonds. Bases 7 to 1161 code for a protein of 384 amino acids. The record is from RefSeq and is a predicted model, not a curated record. Lineage: Eukaryota; Viridiplantae; Streptophyta; Magnoliopsida; Brassicales; Brassicaceae. The transcript is spliced from 5 exons.
AACCCUAUGGCUCCCAUUGUAAACUAUCUCUCAAUUAUUAUCUUUAUCUUCAUCUUCAUCUCCUUCUUGCCCUCAUCUCUCUCCAUUAUCCUAAGAUAUCCGGCAAUCAUCAACUUUGGGGACUCGAAUUCCGACACAGGCAAUCUCAUCUCCGCUGGGAUUGAAAGUGUUAAUCCUCCGUAUGGCCAGACUUACUUCAGGCUUCCCUCAGGAAGAUAUUGUGACGGCCGUCUCAUUGUAGAUUUUCUAUUGGAUGCAAUGGACAUGCCAUUUUUGAAUCCGUAUUUGGAUUCAUUAGGAUUACCAAAUUUCAAAAGAGGAUGUAACUUUGCAGCAGCAGGAUCCACCAUUCUUCCCGCUAACCCAACCUCGGUUUCUCCUUUCUCCUUUGAUCUUCAAAUUUCUCAAUUCGUCCGGUUCAAAUCUAGGGCCCUUGAACUACUUGCUAAAACAGGAAGGAAAUAUGAAAAGUACUUACCCCCACUUGAUUAUUACUCAAAAGGGCUAUACAUGAUUGAUAUAGGCCAAAAUGAUAUCGCUGGUGCCUUUUACUCCAAGACUCUUGACCAAGUUCUUGCCUCUAUUCCUUCCAUUCUUGAAACUUUUGAAAAUGGACUCAAGAGGUUGUAUGAAGAAGGAGGAAGAAACUUCUGGAUACACAACACAGGGCCUUUAGGAUGUUUGGCUCAAAAUAUUGCUAAAUUUGGGACAGAUUCAACAAAGCUUGAUGAGUUUGGAUGUGUUAGUUCCCAUAACCAAGCAGCCAAACUUUUCAAUCUUCAACUCCAUGCCCUCUCCAACAAAUUUCAAGCACAAUUCCCUGAUUCAGAUGUUACUUAUUUUGAUAUCUUCUCUAUCAAAUCCAAUCUCAUUGCUAAUUAUUCGCGAUUCGGUUUCGAAAAUCCGAUAAUGGUGUGUUGUGGAGUCGGAGGGGCACCGCUAAAUUACGAUAGCCGCAUUUCGUGUGGCCAAACUAAAGUCUUAGAUGGGAUACCAGUAACGGCCAAAGCUUGCAAUGAUAGUUCCGAGUACAUAAACUGGGAUGGAAUUCACUAUACCGAAGCUGCAAACCAUUUUGUUUCAAAUCAAAUUUUAACCGGGAAGUAUUCCGAUCCACCGUUUUCAGAUCAGAUGCCAUUUAUUCUAAGCUUAAAAUUUUAAUAAAAUGCUGUUACUAUUGGUUGGUUUAAUUCAUUCGUUGGGUUCUUGUCAUUAGAUACUUAUAUUGCUCAAAUAAACUGAUUUACCAAUAAACCAUAACCAAAUAAACCACAAAGGUAAAACGGGGUUGGUAGUAAAGUUCUGACCUGACCGGUUUGGUAUAUACGAGAGUGAACCAAUUACACUACUUCUUUGAUACAUAAGCAUAGUACUGUGCCAUGGGAACAACAAAGGCAAUUACAAGCAAACCUCCAACGACAAGACUGAACUGUCCCCUCUUCUCUUCGGUUUCUUCUUUCGUUUUAAAAUUUGAUUCUCUCUUGUUAUCCUUCACUUCCGGGCCACCGGGAUCUGGGAGACCGUCUAUUGCUGCAACCAAACGUUUUGCGCUGCUGUAUAU